This is a messenger RNA of Paramecium sonneborni, 746 nucleotides long. NCBI's taxonomy places the organism in Eukaryota, Ciliophora, Oligohymenophorea, Peniculida, Parameciidae. The record is from the annotation of a GenBank genome assembly.
AUGUUACCCUAGAAAAGCUUGGAAAAGAAUAAAUAAUAGAAAUACAUUCUUAAUUCACCUAAAUUAUCUGUUGGAAUGUUUUCAAAUUAACCAUCCUUAAUUUCUCAAUUAAUUUCAACCAAAAUCAAAGCUAAAUAAUAAUAAUUAAGCAUAUCAAGGACCACAUGUGAAUUUAGAGCUGUAACUCCGAUUUCACCUCCAAAAUCUGGGCCUUAUUCUCAUAAAUUUAAUUAUAAUAGUCUUUCUUAACUCUCAAGGGUUAAUAGCAAUGGCAAUUUGGAUAAUAUUCAGUAGGAAUUUAAUAAACAAGAUGAGACUAUUCAUGAAUAAGGAGAUGUUAGUAUAAGAUUAAGAAAUAAUGAAGAAGAUGUAUUAUAGAAAGUGUAAAAAAAUCUAAAACUUAUUGGAGAAUAAAUCUAUAAAAAGAAAUCUAAUUAAAUUAAUUCUUUUUUAUUACUUUCAUGGCAAAAACAAUUAAAUUAAAAUUGUGAAAAACUUAUUAAAGCUCUUUCUUUACAAUUGAAUUCUUCUUAAAAUUUUUAUAAACCUUCUCAACAUCGUGAAUCUAUCAUCUAAUUAUAAAAAUAACUUAAUGAAGAAAAAAAGAAUAGAUUACUUGUUGAAGAACAAACUAGUAAAAUUAUUUAGAGCUAAGAAUAAUAAAUUAAAUAAUAUGUAAACUUUCUACAAUAAUGUAGAUUAUGAACAUUCAAUUGCUUGAAAAAGAACUUAGCCUUUAGCAAUGA